Molecule: messenger RNA, 789 nt
Organism: Fonsecaea multimorphosa CBS 102226
Lineage: Eukaryota; Fungi; Ascomycota; Eurotiomycetes; Chaetothyriales; Herpotrichiellaceae
Exons: 3
Coding region: 1-789 (262 amino acids)
Source: RefSeq, a predicted model, not a curated record
AUGUCAGCCGAAAAAUCCAAGUUGACCCUAUCCCGCGGCUGGCCCGAAAAAGGGGUAUACAGUUGGUCGCCCUAUGUGACAAAGGUUGAAUUUCGGUUUCGACACGCUGGGCUGGCUUACGACGUCGAAGCCGGGUCAGUCAAGGUGGCGCCGAAGGGCAAAAUUCCGUAUGUGGAUCUUGGGCCUCUUCAAGACGACGGUCACAAUGGAUCCUCUCUCUUGGGAGACUCGACUUUCAUCAUCAACAGGCUCCUGGGCAUGGGCCAUCUUCCGGAUCUGAAUGGGAGCUUGCCCGAACAAUCGAAGCUGAAUGAUCUUGCUCUUCGAGCACUGCUGGAAGACAAGUUAUAUUUCUACCAUAUGCGGGAGCGGUGGCUCGAGAAUUUCUACGUCCAAAGGGAAAAAGCUCUGUGGUCGAUGCCGCUCCCAGUCCGCGUACUUGUUGGGUUUCUCAUCUAUCGAGGCGUCACGAAGACAUUACAUGGUCAGGGAGUUGGACGCCUGACCAGCGAAGAGGUGCGAAGUUUGAAGACCGAGAUCUGGCAGUCAAUCGACAGCGUUCUCAAAAGGAGAUUGCAGCAGGCUUCGGGUGACGGCGAGCUAGUUUGGCUGCUGGGUGGAGAACGGCCAACCGAAGCCGACGCGACUUUGUUUGGUUUCAUAGUUUCUGUGCUCGUCAGUGACAGUGCUCCAGAAUCAAACAAGCUCGUGAAAAGCUUCCCCAGCGUCGUCACAUAUGCGGAAAGGAUACACAACCGCUACUUUCCGGAUUAUGAGAAAUGGACAUAA